UCGAAGUUCCGAAGGACUUCGGCGUCGUUCUCUCGCUUCCAAGAUGACGACUACUCCCAUGGGACCUCCUCCUCCUCGCUCUCCUCCGCCAAACCCUAACCCUAAUCCUGAUCUUGCAUCGACGGCACCCGACGAGGAGACGAGCCCCAUGCCUCCUCCUCCUCCUCCUCCUCUUCCUGGUAAAUCUCGUCCCAGUUCGGAACUUGUUAUCCCUUACGAGAUCCCUUCAUGGAGCGAGACCCCUGGCUAUCCUUUCUCCCUUGAAGUUCUCAAGGAUGGAACCAUAAUCCAACAACUUGAUGUGUCUGGAAAGGGAGCAUACAUGUUUGGACGUAUUGAUCUCUGUGAUUUUGUGCUUGAGCAUCCAACCAUUUCUAGAUUCCAUGCAGUUUUGCAAUUUAAGAAAGAUGGAGAAGCUUUUCUUUAUGAUCUUGGUAGCACUCAUGGUACUUUCAUCAACAAGAAUCAGGUAAAGAAAAAGGAGUACACAAAAGUUCAUGUUGGUGAUGUAUUUCGAUUUGGACAAUCAUCACGUUUGUACAUUUUCCAAGGACCAUCUGAGUUGAUGCCACCGGAGCGUGACUUGAAUAAAUUACGAAAUGCUAAGGUUCACCAAGAGAUGCUUGAUCGUGAAGCCUCACUUUUACGUGCAAAAGUUGAAGCUUCUCUCGCAGAUGGUAUUUCAUGGGGUAUGUCUGAGGAUGCAAUUGAAGAAGCCACAGAGGAUGAUGCAGAUGAAGUAACAUGGCAAACAUACACAGGACAACUUACAGAAAGGCAACAGAAAACACGUAGUAAAAUCUCAAAAAGAAUGGAGAAGGUUUAUAAUAUGAGAAAAGAGAUUGAUGCUAUUCGUGCGAAAGAUAUUGCCCAAGGUGGGUUGACUCAGGGCCAACAAACACAGAUUGCUCGAAAUGAGCAAAGAAUAAAUCAGAUAAUGGAAGAACUUGAGAGCUUGGAAGAGACUCUUAAUGAAAGUAUUCAAGAAAGUAUUGGUGCACGCUCUGGAAAGAAAGCACCCGGUAGGACGAAAGGAUUUGUUGAAGAUGAAGAUGAAACUUUGAGCGACGACGAUGAUUUCUAUGAUCGGACAAAGAAGAAGUCUCUUGCUCAAAUUUCUGUUAAGCAUCAAUCAGUAGAAACAGCUGAUACUCUUACUGAGAAAAAGGAGUCUAUCAUCAGUCAAAUGGAAGAGAAGAAGGCAUUGCUCUCUCAAGAGCAACAAAAAUUUGCAACUGAGAAUGAGAGCAAUUCUGAUGUUGGAGAUGACCUUGAUGCAUAUAUGACUGGGAUUUCAUCCCAACUAGUACUCGAUAAAACUGCUAAGAUAGAGAAGGAACUAUCAGAUCUCCAAACCGAGUUGGACAGGGUAACAUAUUUGCUGAAAAUUGCUGAUCCAAUGGGAGAAGCUUCAAAGAAAAGAGAUCUAAAAGUUCUGGCUGGAGCUACUGUGAAAAGUAACAUAAAGCCACAGGACUUGUUGAAGUCCAACCUUUCAAGUACUGACAUUCAGAAGCCACGUCAAACUCCAGAAAAGAAGAUUAAUCAGUCUGGAAAAUCUAAUUCCAGCAAGCCACUUCCUCGAACUUCAUCAUCCACAGAUACAGAGAAACAUCCUGAAGAAGAGGGCAAGGAUGCAUCUAAUAAAAAGGAAAGUAAGACCGUUGAUAAAACCACGUCAUCCACUGAAACGGAGAAACAUUGUGAAGAUGAUGAUAAAAUUUCCGAUCAGGCAAAAGCAAGUAAAACACCUGCAUUCGCUUUGCCAAAGCCUCAGUGGCUUGGUGCAACAAGAGACAUAAAGCCAGAUGAUAAUCAAUUGCCGGAAAUUAACACAGAUGCAAAUGAGUCUGAUGGAUUUGUGAACUAUAAGGACAGGAAGGUGGCUCUUACAUCAGUUGACAAUCCAAGUGAGAUUGAGGAUGCAGCUCCUGGUCUUAUAAUAAGGAAGCGGAAACCAUCAGAAAAUCCAGGAACAGUUGUCGAUAAAGCCCCUAAACUAGCAGUAUCAUCCUCAGCUGAAGCAGAAGCAACAGCUGCGGAUGCAGUAGCUCUGUUACUGAGGCAUAAGCGCGGAUACCACGGAUUGGAUGAUGAAGGAAAUCUCAUCGAUGAACCGUUACAAUCUAGUCAACCAGGGAAAGAAAAUUCACAGCCGAAACGAACUUUUGGACCUUCUAAACCUGCCUUCCUUGACAGAAAUCCAGAUGAGUCAUGGGUUCCUCCUGAAGGGCAAACUGGUGACGGGCGCACAUCAUUGAAUGAUCGAUUGGGUUAUUGAUGGCUGAUUUCACACCAAAUCAAAAUCGGCAAACAUACGAGAGAAUGCCUUAUUGUGAAGAUGGCCAGGAAGUGUUCGAAUUCAAAUUCAAGCCUGCUGUUGAUAAUAUCUGCGCCCCGGCCUCGUUAUCGACUUAUCAGAAUGAAGAGAAAAGUGAAUGAAUUCUCAGUAGGGAACUGAUUGAUAUAUAUAUAUAUAUCUUUCAUGAUAUCACAUAUCAAUGUGAACAAAAUCAGCCA
This is a messenger RNA of Dioscorea cayenensis subsp. rotundata (Guinea yam), 2520 nucleotides long. RefSeq names its product kanadaptin. Gene Ontology annotation, molecular function: mRNA binding; protein binding. The record is from RefSeq and is a predicted model, not a curated record. Lineage: Eukaryota; Viridiplantae; Streptophyta; Magnoliopsida; Dioscoreales; Dioscoreaceae.